CUGCUGAGCGCCGGAAGUACUCAGAUCCAGGCGCAGCGACGCAGAGGCUAGUACGUGGGUCCGGCCAGACUAUGCCGGUCACCGGGAAGACUUUCCGGCGGCGCCGGGCUGACUCGGAGUCCGAAGAAGAUGAGCAGGACUCAGAGGAGGUUCGAUUAAAACUGGAGGAGACUCGAGAGGUACAGAACUUGAGAAAGAGGCCCAACGGGGUGAGUGCUGUAGCCCUGCUGGUGGGAGAGAAGGUACAAGAAGAGACCACUCUAGUGGAUGAUCCCUUUCAGAUGAAGACAGGUGGGAUGGUGGACAUGAAGAAACUAAAAGAAAGAGGCAAAGAUAAGAUCAGCGAAGAGGAGGAUCUCCAUCUGGGGACGUCGUUUUCCGCUGAAACCAACCGAAGGGAUGAGGACGCCGACAUGAUGAAGUACAUCGAGACAGAGCUAAAGAAGAGGAAAGGGAUCGUGGAACACGAGGAACAGAAAGUCAAGCCGAAGAACGCGGAGGACUGCCUUUACGAGCUGCCGGAGAACAUCCGGGUCUCCUCAGCGAAGAGGACGGAGGAGAUGCUGUCCAACCAGAUGCUGAGCGGCAUCCCCGAGGUGGACCUCGGCAUCGACGCUAAAAUCAAAAAUAUCAUUUCCACGGAGGAUGCCAAGGCCCGCCUGCUGGCAGAGCAGCAGAACAAGAAGAAGGACAGCGAGACAUCCUUCGUGCCCACCAACAUGGCAGUGAAUUACGUGCAGCACAACCGAUUUUACCACGAGGAGCUCAAUGCUCCCAUACGGAGAAACAAAGAAGAGCCCAAAGCCCGACCCUUGAGAGUGGGCGACACAGAGAAGCCAGAGCCCGAGCGGUCCCCUCCCAACCGCAAGCGUCCUGCUAAUGAGAAGGCCACCGAUGACUAUCACUACGAGAAGUUCAAGAAGAUGAACCGGCGGUACUGAGGGAGGCAGAAGGGGAGCAGUGCACAGCGGGGUGUUAAAUAGUGUCCUCCACUCCCUCUAUCCCCAUGAUAACAGGCUGCCUGGACAGAAGCCUGUGCACUGAUAGCAGACGGUUCCCAAAACAGAUGCUGCUAACCCUGUGCCUCACAUGCUGGAUUUUUCAGGCACCGUGUGUGUAACCUUUUGAAACAAGACAAUGCAUAGUUUUUCUAUUUGGGGGAAAACUCUCUUCUUGUGAGCAUUAUUAAAUCUUGUUUGUAAAUAUGUUGACUUCCUCCUAAUAUUUGCCCUGGGUCAGGAGGAAACAGCUGUGAGUUUAGAGUGAGAUGAUACCCUUUAGAUUGUGCUUUCAUUACAUAUGCAAUCAUGUCUCCUACUUGUAAAUAUCAGGAACGGGGUUCAGAAAUGCAUCCGUCCCUCUUUACGGUGGAGCCAGCUGAUGGCAGAAAAAUCUAGGAUGAGAUCAAAGGGUCACUGGUAUUUUCUGACUUGUACAGUUGUGUUUCUUUUCAUUAAGAGAGAAAAAACAAUUUCUAUCGCUUUAAGCACUUAAGUAUUAAAUAUGAAAUGGACCCACA
Sus scrofa (pig) is the source of this 1519-nucleotide messenger RNA. It is a transcript of the gene C1H9orf78, whose product is annotated as chromosome 1 C9orf78 homolog. Lineage: Eukaryota; Metazoa; Chordata; Mammalia; Artiodactyla; Suidae. Gene Ontology annotation, cellular component: spliceosomal complex. The record is from RefSeq and is a predicted model, not a curated record. Gene Ontology annotation, biological process: mRNA splicing, via spliceosome.